This is a messenger RNA of Cladocopium goreaui, 9501 nucleotides long. Lineage: Eukaryota; Dinophyceae; Suessiales; Symbiodiniaceae. The record is from the annotation of a GenBank genome assembly.
AUGAGUGUGUGGGAGGAGCUUUGGGCCCGCUUCACGGAAGAGUUGAGAGCGCUCGAUCGAAGGGCCAGGCGAGAAAUGCAAGACGAGAGCCCUAGCUUUGACCGUCUUCGGUUUUUCGCCACAUCCCCUGGAGAAAAUGGCGAACCCUGGCUCCGGCUGCCUCAAACUUUCGACCUUCAGGCGCCAGGAGAGUACUUCCAAACGGAUAUUGUUCCUCGCCAACAGCGCAUGUUGGAUCGUGCUUGCUGGUCAAUGGCCCUCAAGAGACCGUCACCACUCACUGGCGGACGAGCUGGAGCUGAAGACAUUGGCGGACCAGACAAAGCGCAACCUUCCGCUCCCAACCCUAGGAACCCACGGGCUGGAGGCAAAGGGAGUGCCCCUGGCGCUAACACUGCCGCCAAGGAACCCGCCCCCCUCCUGGGAAAUGCUCUGACCAGCAAAGAGGCGGGCCGCUCCAUGGAUCACCGCCCGAAGGACAAAGACGGGAAGUAUCUGUGUUGGGAUUACUUUUCCCACCGCAAGUGCAACAAGGGAAAGGAUUGCCCGCAUUCGCACCACGGCAACGCACCACGCUGGGACACCCUCGAUUGGAGCGUGCAGAUGCAACUCUUGCGACGAGGCGGGCAUCCCGCCCGUCCGAAACUCAAAGGGGACCAGGUGGACGCCACCAUCGAAUCCAUCCGAAAGGAGCAAGCCCAGAAGCUCGAGUCCAACAUUCAGGAAGGCAAAAGAGCGAAAGAGAUGGCCAAGCGGACCGGGGGCCCUCCUCCUCAGGAUGCCUCGACCCAGUACCGGGAAGACACCCGAGCUGGCUGGACCCCAGCGCCCGCGGCGCUAGCCAAUUUUGCCGCCACUGAUAUGGAAGACCCCCUUGCUCGACUUAUGACAGGAGAAGCUGCUGCAAGUUGGACCCUCGACCACGCGCCCCCCGCUGUGCGCACGGUCACUUACCGGGAGUCACCCGAUUCAGCCGAGAUCCAAGCCAAGCGUCACUGCAUGGACGAGAUUGACAGCAGCGGCCUUCUCCCAGAUCUACCCCAGCCUCUGGGCACCUAUCUGCGCAACCGGCUAACAGCCGUAAACGACCGGGCUCCAACCGCUCACGAUGUUCAAGAAUUCCUCGAGGACGCUAUCCGAGAAGGCAGUGCCGAACUUGCUUCGGAAGCUACUGACUACCUCCAUAAUCACCCUGACACGCAUGUCGGGUCGCGAGAGGGCCGCGGAGCAUUGGGGCAAUUCUCAGUACACGGCUUCGACGGGUACUCCUGGGCGACCUUUCGCUGGAGAGACGGUGACCAUGCAGUCUAUGACUACGGCGACCAGCUUGCGCCCGUGCAUCCUGAGCUACAACCUCUGCAAUGUCCCAAACCAGAAACGGAGCCCCGGCAGUGCUUCUACCUGCAUGUGGCGGCUGGCCUUCUGGCCCAUACCGCGAAUCGUGUGCCCGCUCUCUCUGAGGUCCGCCUCAAAGCGGCAGCCUUACAGGAGGAAACUUUCCGCCUGGCUCUGGCUUGCGCGGAAAAUUUGGGCCCGGAACCUGACAUUUGCACUCAAGCUGAAGAAGACUUGCGCAUCUUCGUGCACGACGCUCUCUUCUUCGGCCACGACAAGGAUUACCGGUGUUUGGCAGCCUUUCCCCCGGCAGAGGCCGCGGAAGUCUCGUUCUGUCUCGUCCGCAUGGACGCUUGGAACCGCAUCUCUUGCGAAGUCAUCCAGGGGGCCCACAGUCGUUCCGACCCGAAGUCUCUUAUCUGGCUCCUGGUCCACCAGGGCCACAUGCGGCUACUCCUCCCGGAAAUCGCGACCUCUAUCCCGGACAACGUGCGGAUUGUCACUGCCGCUGGCUGGGAAGUCCACCUGGAAGCGGCCGCCGAGCACGGGGCGCGUCAUCGCGCCCGUGCCCCAAAACCAUGCCCGCGUUGCCAAGACGACCCCAUGCGUCGUACCGGCGUCACCACCGGGGUGUUCGGCUUGUACCCUUUUCCAGCUGAGACGGCGGCUUUAGCUUCCCGAGCAGGAGCAUCUCGGUGGGAAGUCGACGAGCCCCCCUUCGAACAGUGGACCCGCGAGGACCUGCAGGAGCUCUUCCCUGGCCAACGGCUCCCUGAGCCCGGCCAACCGCUCCAUUUUCUGGGUGUAUACGUUGACGCCCUCGGUUGGGACAACGCCCCGGAUGUGCCGGUUGGCGCCGCCCUUUUUGUCGGUCCGGCCACUAGCCGCAGCUUCUGCAAUGGCCGCGUGCGCUCUCUUCUUCGCGCAGCUCUCACUCUCUUGCGCCCUCGCCACGUUUGGGUCCUCCUGCCCCGCACGGGCCUCGGCAGCUGGCCUGAGCCUUCCGCCAGCGCCUUGGAGCCUUCUGCCCACCAACACCUGCAGUUUACGCUUGAGCUUGGUCAGCACCAGUUGAACCUGCCCGGGCACUUCACACUCGUUCACCCGUUGACCAGCCCCGUCUGGAAAGAUCCCGCGGCCAUCCAGCUCUUUUCGACAUUUCACCGGGUUCGCCUUCCAGCUUCGCCCAUUGACCCUGUGGCUGCGGCGUUUUGUGGGCCGUCCCCGGCCGCCUACUUGUGCCUGAAAACUACCUCUUCGGCGCUGGCUAUCGCCGCUGGGUCGUCCUCAUCCGAGCUGCCGCAUUCCUCUCCCCUCGCCUCCGUUCUUUUCGACGGCGCUGAGGCGUGUUUCGCGCCCGGCGCCGGCCUCCGACGGGCGGGGGGCCCCCUGGCGCCGCCGCUAGACCCGGCGGUUGAGCGGGCGACAAAGGAAUAUCUGGAUUUCUUCCGAAACCGAGCUUUCUCCGCUGCACAUUUCGCGUCUGCUGCUCAGAAAGGAUCGGCUCUUCUGGCAGCAGCCGGUGGAUGGCAGGAAGCCCUCAGGGCUAUCCGCAGGGUUUGGGUGCAAGAACGAGGCGAUCACAUGUCUGGUCUGCACAGUGACUUCUUUGAAGGGCUGGUUCACCCGGCAGUUUUAGAAAGGGCGAGGCAUGUAGCUAUCUGGGGAGUCGAGGCGUCUGCUGACUUAGAGGAGACUACUCGGACCAAGAGUGCGCCUCACCCGAGCUUGAAAGAACACCUCGACGAAGCUGCUGCGCAACUCUGGGACGACGCCAGUAAAGGCCGUUCCCUGCUCUGCUUCGACACCGGCAAGGGCUUGGAAGGGGUUGUAUCAGUCCCAAUGGCCAGGGUCCCCAAGAUGAACCCAGACCGCACGGUCUCUGAUAAGGGUAGGGUCAUCUGGGAUGCCACGCCGGUGAACAGGUAUUGUCACAAGUCUCGGCACCCGCCUGCGCUCCAACCCCGGCACCAGGAGGUCGCCAGAGCGAUACUGUGGUGGAAGCUUCGGUACCCUAGGAUCCGAAUCCUGCUCAGCAAAAAGGACGUAUCAGAAGCCUUCAAGUGGAUCCCAGUUCGGCUUGAGGACUCCAAGCUUUUCGCUGCUGAUCUUCCAGCCGAAUACAGCAAUACUCAGGAAGGUAUCACCAUAGUCUAUGGGUUUUUGACCUUUGGCUGGUGCGGUGCGCCCGGAGAAUACAUGCACUACGCUUGGGUCAUUAAACUGGCUCACGAAGCCUUCGCGCCCGAAAACUCCAGGUGGGAGGAUACAGUCCCAUACCAUUCCUUCGUCCUCAUGGACGACACGGUGCUGAUCGAACCCGAGAUUGGGCUGAGACCGGAAACCUCGGUGGCACUGACGGAGCAUCUGACUCGUGCUGUUCUUGGGGAUGCCAGCAUUAACGAAGGAAAGGAUUGGCUUGAGGGACGGUUGGAAACUCGCAAACUUAUUUGGGGGCUCAUUUACGAUACCCAAACCAACACCCGAAGUCUGCCAAGUGCCAAGCUGGAAAAGGCGUAUCACCUCCUGCACCUGCCUGACUUUGACAGUGGGUGCACUCAUGUCCCGCUGCGCCUCAUCCAAGAGUUGAGAGGCAACCAGCAGUUUUGGCUGGCGGUGCUCCCGGGCCUGAGCCCGUACUUGGGCUGUACGAAUGACCUCCUCGGCCCUGCGGACCCGCAGGGCCUGGCUCGAGCCAAAGGGGAUGAGAAACAACAAAGAGAGACUUGGAACCGAUUUUGGGAAGCCAUUGAGCUUCAACGCUUGUUGGUGGACGUCAGCGCCUCUUGGGAGGUCCGGUUCACUCACCCUCUCAAUGCGGCCCUCUCGGUUUCGGAAUUGCUCUCCUUCCCAGGGAUGCAAUCCCAGGUGAUUUGGGCCUGUGGAGAUGCCACUCCAGAAAGGGUGGCGGCAGUUGACUGGCACGGAAAGGUAGCAAUUGUCGAGCCCGCGAGCCUUGUUUGGCAACGAAUCCGCCACUUUUGCGGAGGGGAAGAGGGGACGGACGAGGGGCAGUCGGGACCGGACUCCGAGGAUCGAACCGAUCCCGAUGACGGUCUUCUGAUCUCACUCGCCGAGCUCCUCGCCGUGGUGUCACUCGCCUGCACCCGCUGGACUGCUUGGAGGGGAAAGAUCGUGAUCUACGCGGGGGACAACCAGAAUGUUAUCUCCUGGCUUGAGAAAAGGCAGGCUGGGCCCCCUGCGGCGAGGUUCCUGCUGCAGCUGCUCGCAGCUUUGGAAACUGUCGGAGGGUUCAGGCUGCAUGCGAGCUAUGUUCGGACCUACCACAAUCAGGUUGCCGACAGCCUCACGCGUGCCGAAGCACAAAGCAUUCUGGAGGAACAUGAGCUCCGUAAGGUCCCGUUCUCGGAGGUGCUCUUGGGGACUCUCGACAAAGGUUGGACUCGGAGGGCCCUCCUUUGGGAUGGAAUGGACCAUGGAGAUAAGGCUGCAGCCCUACAGUUGGGGCUCCGAAGGCAUCCAGAGGGUCCGAAUAAGCACCCCUUUCCGCUGAAAGAAGGUCUAGUAUGCGCUGAGAUUGGGGAGGCCGGCCCCUAUGAAAUCGAGCUUGUCUCCAAGGGGCUUAUCGUCCAGAGACACACCCUGGAAGAGGCAAGCCGCCGAGAAUGUGCCCCGGAGCGGUAUAUGUGUGCCUUUUCCACCCAGGCGGCAGAGGCGAGGUGGCUACGGCUGCUCGCUUCGCCGAACUUGCUGCGAGGUGGGAGCCGGAAGGAGUCUGGGUCGACUCCAUCACCUCUCAUGGCCCCAGAGCAGCCGCAAGGAUCAAUGCUGGUGGAAGCGAUGGAUACUGAUAGCGGUUCCCGCAGAAAAGCGCCUGCCUCCAGCACCUUGUCUCACGCUCGACGCGGAACCCGCUACGACACCCCCUCCACUGAACUUGCCUUGGGAAGGCUCAUGGGUACCCCCCGCAGCCUGGCUCUAGUAGCGGGCCGUUGGGCGAGUGCUCUGGGGACGGACCGGGGCGCCAGCGGUUGUUGCUUUGAGCCCGAGCAGUCCAGCGCUGCUGAGGCGAAGGUUGAAAGUCCGGAGGCGGACGAAACUCCCGAGGCUUGCUUCGAGCCCGGGAACGCAGAUUCUGAAAGAGUCGGAAUUUGUUCGCUCCCGUGGGAAGAUAAGGCGCGAGCGGCGCUCAUGGCUUGGCUCCAAAGCAGAGGUUGGGAGGCGGAGCGAAGGACCGGAGGCACCAAACGCCGUAAGAAAAAGGAAGAGGACUGGAACAUCCAGUUCUCGAAAGCCCUCGCCUCCUGCCUCAGACACGAGGCAGGAAGUGCCGAGUGCCACAUCACGGAGGAUGGAUGGGUCACGAUGGACCACCUGAGAGGGUACCCCCGUGCGAAGCUCCGAUGGCCGGAAAGGUACAUCACUGAGGAGGCGAUUCGGGCCGAAGUGGAAGGCAACUUGAAACAGCGCUUCGUGGUGCGAACGGAUGAGAGCACCGGAAGGAGCUGUGUUGCAGCCUGGUCCGGGCACACCAUACCCGGGGUCGCCGGGCCAGGAGUGUUGGUCAAACCCUCCGAGGUCCCUGCCCUGCUCGUGCAUGGCUCGUACCACAGGCAUACGGCCAGCAUUGUGCAGAAUGGGCUGUCAGCAAGCCGCAGAAUGAUUCACUUGGUUGACCCAGAACGGGCAUCAAACAAGUGGAGGGCCGACCUGGAGACGAGAGUGCCCGUCGACACACGGAAGGCCCAAGAGGCCGGAGUCUCCUUCAGAGUGACGGGUAAUGACGUCUGGCUGGCCGAUGCUGACAUCCCGCCUGAAGCCUUGGGAAAGGUCGUCGCAUGGACUACUGACGAUUUUUGGUUCGCUUCGGAAAGCACUCGCGCCCGAGCCCGACCCGAGCAGGCGUCGCCAGUGCCCUUCCACAAGACAGGCACCGCGGGAGCUGCAGGCUCUGGCUCAAGGCUCCCCGCCUGGCCAUCCGGCAGCCUCAAGCAGGAACAGGACCUGAAGGAGGGCCUUGCUCAGACCGCGACAGGCUUGGCGUCUGCUGUUGCCGGGCUGAAGGUGGAAGAGGGAGAAAAGGAGGUCCAGGUGGACCCACGAACCCUGGAACCAACCGUCGUCACUCUCUCCGAGGCGGAUUGGAACGUAUCGGAAGAGAGUGACAUGGGCCCGGAUGAGCCCUCAGCUCCUGCGACCCGAACAGUGAAGAAAGAAAGCGACCAAGGAUCAGCCGAGGCAGAAAUCAAGCUCGACCCCGGCACGACUGAGCGAGAAGAAAGGCAAGGAGUUGCCGAGGCGCGUCCCGCGCCCGGUACCACCUCUGCCGGAUCGAGCUGGAAACCCACGCUGGUGAAGAAGCCUCAGGACCCAGGACCCGGUGAAGGAUGCCCCAAACCAGGGCGUCUCGAACCCAAACAUGAGGAGGGCGCGGAACCCGAGGGCCUCACCCUGGAACGGGUCAAACCUCCGCCCGCAGAGGAGUCAGAGGAGGACUCGCCCAUCGGGCUCCCCGCAAGGUAUCGGCCGGUCGGAAGAGUAGAGCCCGGGCAACCCCAGGAGGCCCUCGCUGAGGCCGAUACUGCCAACUGGGAGAACCUCCAGAGUGCCCUGAAGGAAGCGGAAGGGUCGGGAGGCGAGAAGGCAGCACUGGUUGAAGACCUGGAACGCCUCACCCAGCAGCGAAAGGAAGCCGCCGAAGGAAUCAAGGAAGCCCUUGAAGCAGAGACGCAGAGGGUUCGCCAAUGUGAAGAAGAAGACUCCCGGUAUCUGGAAACUCUGGAUAGCCAGGGUGAGUAUAUGAGAAAGCUUGAACGAUUCAACCCGGCUCGACCCUCCAAGACCGCCAAGGUCCUUAGUUCGGACCGUCUCACUUCGGAGAUUGAAGCAGGAGUCAGCGUCUGGGUGGCGCGCCGCCGAGAAAAGGCGCGUUUGCGGGCCCAGGCUCACAGGGAAGGACUUCAGAGAGGCGCAACCUCGGAAGGAAACACCAAGCACGAACCAAUCGAAACCCCCGAGGGAGCCGAAGAAGCACGUCAACAGGCGGCUCGGAGGGAGAUAGCCGAGUUUCGGGAACAUCUGAGGGAACAAGGCGGUGGGGCGGUACCCAAAUACCGUAGGGCACCUGACUCCCGCCAACGAAAAGCCACGAAGAAGAGGAACCGAGCUGCAAAGGAAGCUGAAACUCGGGCCGCGGCAAAGGGAGCCUUGUCGCCCACGCGCAAUGAUGAUGCAGAACGUGACACCAACCACGCGAUCGCGCAUUUCCAUGGGCAAGAGCACGCCCAUGCUGUGGUUCUCGCCGGGGCUAGGUUGCCCCCGUUUUUAGUUUCCGAGGGGACAGUUCUGCUCGGCCUCGUUCUCCUCACCGGAGUUCUUUUAGGCCUUGCCUGGGGAUCCUGCCGACGCAGCCUUGCCCACAGUCCCGUACGGACUGACCCAUUGGCUUCCUCGUCAAGGGGCAACCUUCCCAGAGCUCCCCACCAGCAGGAAGCUGCGACUGGCAGGCGCACUCAAACCAGUAGCGCCGCGGAGGCCCGCCGUCGCGGCAGUCGAGGCUCGACUUCGAGCCCGGCACCGGACAAUCUUCGGCGAAGGAGCCCGCACCCGUCCCAAAGGGGUCUUGACCGCCGCAGAGCAAACUGGCACAAAGAAGGUUGCUCCCGCACGGGUGCUUCUACCCUUUGGCUUGAAGCUUGCAAAGACUGCGUGAGCAUCUCUGAGGUCGACGACUACCAGGGGAGCGUGGAGGCCACCUGGAGCGGGGCCCGCUGGCACAAACCGCAGUGCGGGCAUACCCGAGGAAGGAAUGUGGUGCAAUUCGCCCCUUGCCCAGAGUGUGCAAGAGUUGCCGCCCCGUCCCAGUCCCGCGGCUCGAUCAGAGGCCCAAGGCGCAACAACGAUGCUGAAAGGGACACGAAUCAUGCCAUCGCGCACUGGUUCCUCCUGGCGAUAGCGCUGGGCCUGUACCUGGCCGGUGUCUGCUGGCACUGGGGUGAACCUUGCGGGGGCCCACAAGAAGGACAGGAAAAGACCCGUGUGGGGGGUCCGAGGGGCCGCAAGGUUCGAUUCGAACCCUACCACGAGACCCUCGCGGCAGCCGGGUCUCCCACCAGUCAAGCCACGGGUAAGAAACAGAGUAUUGAGAAGCCGAGGCGGCUAGGUAGCCCUCAGGCUGCGAGGGCAGCGCAGGGGGCGACUGGACCCAUGCUGGGCCUACGCUUGAAGUGCAAAGAAGAUUAUCACGAGGAAGCCAUUCGUGUCGCCCUUGACCGCCUCGCCAUCUCUACCCGGCGGACUUAUGAAUCUCAACUUAAGUGGUGGAGGCUUUUUUGCGCUCGUAGAGGAGUCAGUUGGAUUCUCACUGGCCCCUCCAGCAAUAAGACGGAAGAAACACUCCUCAUCGACUUUCUCCUGCAUUGUGCCUGCAAUGAAGGGCGCGCACCGGGAACGCUGAAGCUUCGGCUGGCCGCAGUGCGCAGCGUCCACCUUUCACUCGGCAUGGAAGAUCCCUUGGAAGGCCGAGGAAGAGUUGCCAUGGCACUGGCAGGCCUACGAAGGCGUUACAAGGUUCCUGAAAGGAGGGCACCAGUGACCCCCAGGAUGCUCAACUAUCUACAUGAUCGCCUCCGUGGCUCGUCUUCGAGCCCGGAGUCUGUGCUCCUGUGGGCCGGGAUCUGCCUUGGGUUCUUCUUUCUGUUGAGGGCCUCUGAAUUCCUUCCCCUUGGUUACCUUCCUCUUUCGAGACACCUGAAGGGCCACCAGGUACUGCUGUACUCUCAUGGCAAACUGUGCACUAUCAGCAACCUGGUAGAGGCCGAUGAAGUUCGGGUCAAGCUCGUCGGCAGCAAGACCAAGUACAACUUGGAAACAAAUCGCAAUCACUACCGAACUGAAAACCAAGUUUGCCCAGUAGAAUCGGUUGUCCGGCUGUUCCAGAAAUUCCCAGAGAGAUAUCUGGGCGGUUGCGAAGCUACAGAGCCUCUCUUUAGGACUCCCUCGGGAGAGGGAGUCCAAAGGGAGGCGAUCCAGAUGCUGCUGAGAGAAGCCGCUUGCCAAUGUGGUGUGGGUGGAACGAUUGGUUCGCACUCAUUACGUUUUGGUGGUGCAAGCGCGCUAUGGACGGCAUUUAAAGACGCAUCUGUGGUGAGAAGGCCUGAGGCGCGUUUCGCGCCCGGGCAGUCGCCCUUGCAUCUGCCGAAAUGA